CUCUUGUCGGGGACAAUGGCGGCGGCCAUCGCCAGCUCGCUGAUCCGACAGAAGCGUCAGGCCCGCGAGACCAACAGCGACAAGGUCGCCACCAACAAGCGGCGCUCCAGUCCCAGCAAGGACCCCCGCUCUCUGUGCGAGCGCCACAUCUUCAGCGUCUUCAGCAAAGUCCGCUUCUGCAGCGGGAAGAAACGGCCCGUCCGGCGGAAACCAGAGCCGCAGCUGAAGGGCAUCGUGACGCGUCUGUUCAGCGAGCAGGGCUUCUUCCUGCAGAUGCUUCCUGAUGGAACCAUCGGCGGGAACAAAGACGAGAACAGCGACAACACCCUCUUCAACCUGAUCCCGGUGGGUCUGAGGGUCGUGGCCAUCCAGGGAGUGAAAGCUGGACUUUACGCCGCCAUGAACGCCGAAGGGUUCCUCUACACAUCGGAUGUGUUCACAGCUGAGUGUAAGUUCAAGGAGUCGGUGUUCGAGAACUACUACGUCAUCUACUCGUCCACGUUGUACCGGCAGCACGAGUCGGGCCGGGCCUGGUUCCUCGGCCUGAACAAGGACGGCAUCGUGAUGAAGGGCAACCGGGUGAAGAAGACCAAGCCCUGCUCACACUUCGUCCCCAGACCCAUCGAGGUGUGCAUGUACAAGGAGCCGUCGCUGCACGAGCUGGAGGAGAAGCUGCUGAAGUCGUCGCGGAGUCCGACCCUGAACAGCGAGAGGCGUGCGCAGAGCGUGGAGCGGGCGCAGCGCGAGCAGCAGGAGGAGCAGGAGGAGGACGAGCUCACAGAGCGCGACGGCUCGUAGCCUGCAGCGCCCCCCGCAGGAGCAGGAGGAGGCAGCGAACUCUGUCCGACAGCCACCACCA
Messenger RNA from Salarias fasciatus (jewelled blenny), 859 nucleotides. Its product is annotated as fibroblast growth factor 12-like. The transcript is spliced from 5 exons. Bases 16 to 798 code for a protein of 260 amino acids. The record is from RefSeq and is a predicted model, not a curated record. Gene Ontology annotation, molecular function: growth factor activity. NCBI's taxonomy places the organism in Eukaryota, Metazoa, Chordata, Actinopteri, Blenniiformes, Blenniidae.